Zychaea mexicana is the source of this 2586-nucleotide messenger RNA. RefSeq names its product Piwi domain-containing protein. NCBI's taxonomy places the organism in Eukaryota, Fungi, Mucoromycota, Mucoromycetes, Mucorales, Lichtheimiaceae. Gene Ontology annotation, molecular function: protein binding; RNA binding. The record is from RefSeq and is a predicted model, not a curated record. The transcript has 4 exons. The coding region runs from base 1 to 2586 and encodes 861 amino acids.
AUGGCGUUGAAUCUCACAGACUUUGUGAUGCGUCCAAACCCGGGCAUAGCAGGCGCACUUGUGUCUGUCCGCUCCAACUUUUUCCGAGUACAAUCGUUCCUGCGUGGCAAUGUCUAUCAUUACCACAUUGAAAUCGCGGACAUGGCAAACAAGUCAUCGAACAUACCUCCAGCUCUCAAUCGUCGAGUCUGGAAGGCCUUUGAAAGUACCGGCGGCCAAGGUAUCUUGAAUGGUUCUCGUGCCAUCUAUGACGGACGCAAGAACGUCUUUACAGCUAUGCCUUUGAGAACUCUGACAGCUCAUGAGGCGAGUCAGUUUGAGGUAAAUGCACUACUUGGUAUAUUCAAAGUCAAAAUUAAGCAAGCUGGUGAAAUUAAAAUGGAAGAGCUGCAUCGAUUCCUGCAGGGCACUUCAAGUCUGACGACAAACUGCCUGACAGCCGUUAUGGCGCUUGAUGUCCUCAUCCGGUAUUUGCCAAGCAUGAAGUACAACACCGUGGUAGGCCGCUCUUUUUAUACACCUGUUGGAAGUCAAUCACUUCACGGUGGUCUUGAAGUCUGGCAAGGUUACUUCCAGACGUCCCGGCCUGGGGUCGGGAGCAUGUACAUCAAUGCUGAUGUCAGUGCAGCAGUAUUUCGGGAGGGUGGUCCCCUGCUGGAAGUGGUUGCUAAGAUCAUUGGCCGCCGAUCGAUUGAUGAACUUCGACGUGGCCUUCCAAACAAAGACCGAGCCAAGCUUGAGAAGGCACUGAAGAAUGUCCAGAUACAAGUCAGACAUCGAGGUGAAAAGAAGUUCAAAUACAAGAUUACCGGCUUGACGCCUGCGCCAGCUGAUCGUACGUUCUUCAAGGACCAAGACAACAAUGAAAUGAGCGUAGCACAGUACUUUACGGCUCACUACAACAUGGGCCUCCGCUUCCCGUUUCUGCCGUGUAUCAUCGUGCGCAAAACUAUAUUCUUGCCUAUGGAAGUCUGUGACAUUGUCCCUGGCCAGCGAUACAACAAAAAGCUCGACGAGCAGCAGACGGCUGAAAUGAUCACUUUUACAUGUCAAAAGCCGGAUGUUCGAGCCAACAAGAUCAAGCAGGGAUUCACGUUGCUCGAAACGAACAACCCGUAUAUGCAGCAAUUUGGCUUCAAGGUCGAACCGGAAAUGUCCAUCGUCAAGGCACGUGUUCUUCCGCCGCCGCAGAUCUCAUACUCAAGCACGCCACCAUCACAAGGUGCAUUUGUGCCAACGGGUGGUGCGUGGAACAUGCGAAACCGCAAGGUGGUGCAAGGCGCAACACUGGGUUCGUGGUCUGUCGUCAACUUUCACUUGGACUUUCCUCAAAACUCCAUCGCCAGAUUUAUCCGUGAACUGUGCCAAUCGUUUAUCAACACUGGCUUGAACGUUAUCAACCGCAAUCCACCCAUCAUACAUGCCGAUCCGCAAGGCAACAUUGACCGCACAUUGAAGGAAGCGUGGCUUAAGGCCGGUAAUCAUGCCAAGGCAGCACCGCAAUUGAUCGUAUGCAUCCUGCCCAACAAGGGUGUCUCGCUUUAUGCAAAGAUCAAGUAUGUCACUGAUACCGUCAUCGGCAUUCCCAGCCAAUGCGUCCAGAGCGCUCAGGCCUACAAGGCAAGCCCCCAAUACUGCGCCAACGUUUGCCUUAAAGUCAACGUAAAGCUCGGCGGCGCGAACGUAUACCUGGGGCCCACGCAGAUCCCCUUCGUUUCGCAAAGACCUACUAUUAUUUUCGGGGCGGAUGUGAUGCAUCCAGAGCCUGGAAACAUAAACUGUCCCUCUAUUGCUGCUGUGGUGGGCUCCAUGGAUGCUCGGGCCGCACGAUACUCAAGCGUCAUCCGCAUUCAAUCAAGCCGAACAGAAAUCAUUGCUGACUUGGCAAACAUGGUCAUAGAGCUGCUCAAGCAAUUUUACAAGGCGUGCGGCCAAAAGCCAGAACGAAUCCUAUUCUACCGUGAUGGUGUCUCGGAAGGGCAGUUUGGCGAAGUCCUAAAAUCCGAGGUGGCGGCCAUUCGCAGCGCUUGCUUGACGCUUGACAAUGAUUACAAGCCUAAGAUCACCUUUGUGGUUGCUCAAAAGCGCCACCAUGCUCGAUUCUUCCCGAUAAAAAGGGAUGGCGCAGAUAGGAGUGGCAACUGCAGCCCAGGCACUGUCAUCGAUACCGACAUUGUGCAUCCAUUCGAGUUUGAUUUUUAUCUUCAGUCUCACGCUGGAAUCCAAGGAACGUCCCGUUCCACACAUUACCAUGUUCUUUACGAUGACAACAAAUUCACAUCGGACUCUCUCCAAGAACUCACGUACCGGCUUUGCUACAUCUAUGCUCGAGCAACACGCGCGGUAUCAUUAAUCCCGCCGCUUUACUAUGCAGACCUGCUCGCAAGCCGCGCUCGUCUCCACCGCCGAGAUGCCAACUGGUCUGACACCACUGGAACACCCGAGACCUUCGACCCGGAGCAGCAAAUAACCAGCUACGGCGCCGUCAAGCCGGAUUUGCAAAAAGGUAAGAGCAGCACAUGUUCUUAUUUUGAUAACUUUUCAUGUUUAUCAUCGGUACUAAUCGACUUUAUUUUGUUAAUGUAG